AAUGAUAUCACAUCAAAUUUGACGUUAUCGGUUUUUUUGGACUCUAUAUUUUGAGUUUUGACAGCAGUUUGAAGUUUCACUCGUCAAAAUUCAUUAUUUCUAAAUAGGGCUAAAAAAUGUCCUUAGCAAAAAUAUUUUCAGUGUCUACGCGAGUGCGCGCUUGCGGCGCGCUGAGCCGCGCGUACAGCGCGCCGGCGGGCAAGGCGGGCGAGUACCCGCUGCAGGAGAAGGGCUACAUGUACGUGAACCCCGAGCCGCAGGACAUGUCGUUCAAGGUGCUGUCCGACAAAGCUGCACAGACCAUGUUCUGGACGGAGCUGGCGAGAGGAUUCGCAGUCACCUUGGCUCAUAUAUUUAAGGAACCAGCAACCAUCAACUACCCAUUUGAGAAGGGGCCUCUGUCCCCACGGUUCAGAGGCGAGCACGCGCUGCGCCGCUACCCAUCUGGAGAGGAGCGCUGCAUUGCCUGCAAGCUGUGUGAAGCUAUCUGUCCGGCUCAGGCUAUCACAAUCGAGGCGGAGGAGCGCGCGGACGGUUCUAGGCGUACGACGCGAUAUGAUAUUGACAUGACCAAAUGCAUCUACUGUGGCUUCUGCCAGGAGGCGUGCCCAGUAGACGCGAUCGUGGAGGGCCCCAACUUCGAGUUCUCGACGGAGACGCACGAGGAGCUGCUCUACAACAAGGAGAAGCUGCUCCUUAACGGCGACAAGUGGGAGUCCGAGAUCGCCUCCAACAUCCGCGCCGACCAUCUCUACCGCUGAACUGAUGCCCAACUUACUCUAAUAGCUUUAGGGGCUGUUUUGCACUGAGCUCGUGUAUAGACCCUUGGAGGAAAUAUAAAUAGUUUUUUGUCUUCUGUGCUAGAAUAAUACAUUCAUGUCUAUGGGGUAUGAGCUAAAAAUGAAAAUGAAAUAAAUGAUAUGAUAUGAAAGGACAUUAUUCCCUUUCGAACGAGAAAACCUAGUCACUGAUUUAAACUUUCACGAUUAUUAAACAUUAUCAAACUACACAACGGGACUUAAUCGCGUAUUUAAGUUUUAAGAUCUUCUCCGAGACCACGGGGACAACGCCGUCCUCGAAACGUCGGAGGUAAAUCUUAAAACUUAAAUACGCGAUUAAGUCCCGUUGUGUAGUUUGAUAAUGAGAAAACCUAUUAACUGGCAUUAAGAAUGUUCUUUCAGAGGAACAGUUACUACACUAGUGGCUCUGUGAGCUGUUGACCUUGCGAGCAUAACUUAAAACUGAAUAUAUGUAUGGCUCCGCCAUUUUAUAAAUUUUCCAAAAACUAAAUUCACAAAAGAAUUAUAUUGUAUCAUCGGAACCUGGUCAGAAUUUUUUUCGUGAAGCGGUUGGUGAAUUGCGACUCGUAGAGGAGAAAAUCCGGACAUACGAAAGCAUUUCUGCCCAAGCUGAAACGGAGACCUUCGCUAACGCGUUGUUAAUAAUACGAGUAUGUAGAUCAAGGUAUCAGCUUUUCUCAUAUUAAAAAAAAGGUUUAUUUUCCUCCUGUGAUUGACCAAGGUAUCAAUAUAUCUACAACAAUGUGGGUAGUGUAAGUACCUACUUAUGAAAUAUUGUGACAGCAUGUAAAUAGAUAUUUGGGCUCGGCGCAAAAUAGCUCUUAAAUAUAGGAAUAUUAAGUUAUUCUUUUGUGAUAAUAAAUCAAUAUCUCAGUUA
Messenger RNA from Cydia splendana, 1677 nucleotides. RefSeq names its product NADH-ubiquinone oxidoreductase subunit 8 (gene Ndufs8). The transcript is spliced from 5 exons. The coding region runs from base 117 to 761 and encodes 214 amino acids. Lineage: Eukaryota; Metazoa; Arthropoda; Insecta; Lepidoptera; Tortricidae. The record is from RefSeq and is a predicted model, not a curated record. Gene Ontology annotation, molecular function: 4 iron, 4 sulfur cluster binding; NADH dehydrogenase activity. Gene Ontology annotation, cellular component: membrane. Gene Ontology annotation, biological process: mitochondrial electron transport, NADH to ubiquinone; mitochondrial respiratory chain complex I assembly.